Molecule: messenger RNA, 497 nt
Organism: Laetiporus sulphureus 93-53
Lineage: Eukaryota; Fungi; Basidiomycota; Agaricomycetes; Polyporales; Laetiporaceae
Exons: 6
Coding region: 1-429 (142 amino acids)
Source: RefSeq, a predicted model, not a curated record
AUGCGGUAUUCGAGCCUUCUCCGUACGUGUUACUUCUCAGAGAAAGAUGUCUUUGUCGCUGGAGUAUGGGGAGGGGUGCUCUUGUACGAUAUUUUUGUGUUCGCAUUAUUGGUUCUGAAUGCCUUGAACCGACCUCGUCGACAUGAUCAUGAGAUUAUCAGUAAUCUCCAGCGUGACGGCACUGCGAUAUUCAUCAUGCAGUUUCUUCUUCGCAUGACUAACUUUGUUCAGAGCAUUGCCAGUGGCGCGGCACAAACUUUCGUUGCGAUUCUUAUCGUGUGGUCUCUCGACACUGCCAUUUCAUUCAGAUUAUUCUUGAAGUCAAAUUAUGUAGAAUUAGCUAUGGGCGAUCGUUCACGAUUCGACGUCAUCUCACCGUCUGCAGAGGCUGUUCUCAUCACGGAGGAAAUUGAACUGGCCAAUAUGUAGCAUUUCCAAUGUCUUUCGUGGUAUGGAGGCAUAUACACGCAACAGGCAAUUUGUGUAGAUGAAAUGUG